CUAUUUACAGUUAAAUACUUAAAACAAUGUCUACCAGUCCGAAGCCAGUUAAAAAAGUUCCCAUCCAUUUACAGAGUGCUCAAAAUCGGGUUUAUAUCAAAAAUGGCCAAAUUGUUAAUCACGACAAAACCUUCAAAGCCGAUGUCUACAUUGAAGAUGGCACAAUCAAAUUUGUUGGACCACCCUCCGAAAUUGUUGUACCUGGCGGUGUGCGUAUCAUCGAUGCUUCCGGUCGUUUGAUCCUACCCGGUGGCAUUGAUCCACACACUCAUUUUCAAUUGAAAGUUGCGGGAACAGUGACGGCCGAUGAUUUCUAUCAUGGCACUAAGGCAGCUGUGGCUGGCGGUACCACCACAAUCAUCGAUUGCGUAUUUCCGGAUAAAAGUGAAUCCCUUGUAGAGGCGUAUGAUACAUGGCGUGCGUGGGCCGAUCCCAAGGUAUGUUGCGAUUAUGCUUUACAUGUGGGGCUAACUUGGUGGUCCAAAUCUGUGUCUUCGGAAAUGAAAAUCAUGUGCGAAGAAUUGGGUGUGAAUUCGUUUAAAAUGUCCAUGGCCGAUAAGGGUGUUAGCCAAUUGAAUGAUUCCGAGCUGUUGGAUGCCCUGGAACGUAUACGUUCCUUGGGCGCUUUGGCUUUGGUUCAUGCAGAAAACGGUGAUAUUAUUGCCAAAAAUGUAUCGAAACUUUUGGCUUCAGGUGUUGUUGGUCCAGAGGGUCAUGAACUGUCACGCCAAGAGGAAGUGGAAGCAGAAGCGGUAAAUCGGGCUUGUAUUUUGGCUCAUCAGAUGAAAGCUCCAUUGUAUGUGACAUCCAUUACAUCCAAAACCUCUGCUGAAAUUGUAGGACGUGCCAGACGCAGCGGUUACUGUGUCUUUGGUGAGACAUUGGCCAGUUCAAUUGGCCGCUCCAUGCAUGGUAUUCCCAAACAUGAGCGUAUCUAUUACGCUACAUGUCCUCCAAUUCGUGAAUCCCCUGAAACUCCCAGCCAGUUAAUGAAAUCAUUGGCUUAUGAUGAUCUUCAAGUUACCGGCAGUGAUAAUCGCACCUUCAAAAAGGAAGAUAAAGCCCGUGGCAUGCAUGAUUUCUCGAAAAUCCUUAGCGGUACAAAUGGUGUUGAGGAUCGCAUGUCAAUUGUUUGGGAAAAGGGUGUACACGCUGGUUUGUUCGAUCCCAGCCGUUUUGUGGCCGUUACCAGUACCAAUGCUGCCAAAAUCUUCAACCUGUACCCACAAAAAGGACGCAUUGCUGUCGGUUCCGAUGCUGAUGUUGUCAUCUGGAAUCCCAAUGCUACCCGCACUAUUUCCAAAGAUACCCAUCACCACCGUGUUGAUUUCAAUAUUUUCGAGGGUAUGGUCUGCCAUGGCGUACCCGAAAUGGUGUUGGUCCGUGGUCGCGUUUGUGUUGAACAUGGCACGGUGCGUGUAGCCGAAGGUUUUGGUCGUUUCUUGAAUCCCGAAGUUCGUUCACCAUAUGUCUACGAUGUCUUGGAGGGUAAAGUGAAAUUGAACGAAGAACGUAAUGGCGAUGACCAGCAUGUCGACGAACAAUUGAAUGGUGAUAUGAAAAAAAUGAAUAUGACCGCUUUGGAAAUUGAGAUACCAUAUCAGGAGUCAUUGUCACCAUCUCAGGGUCUGGCAGCGGGUGGUGGUGGAGGUUCGUUGGGUACAAAUUCGCCAUGUGGUCUCGGCCAUGUGCAAGGUUCAAGGAAUAUGCAAGAAUCGACAUUUUCAAUAAGCGAGGAAUUGGAUAAAUCAGGUAAUCGCUCCUGCAUCAAAGUUCGAAAUCCUCCUGGUGGCAAAUCAUCUGGCUUCUGGUAAAUAAAUCGGUCACCACGCCGAGAAGGAAAUAUCCUCAUCGCACAACAAA
This is a messenger RNA of Musca vetustissima, 1863 nucleotides long. RefSeq names its product dihydropyrimidinase-like. NCBI's taxonomy places the organism in Eukaryota, Metazoa, Arthropoda, Insecta, Diptera, Muscidae. The record is from RefSeq and is a predicted model, not a curated record. The transcript is spliced from 7 exons. Gene Ontology annotation, biological process: pyrimidine nucleobase catabolic process. Gene Ontology annotation, molecular function: dihydropyrimidinase activity. Gene Ontology annotation, cellular component: cytosol; cytoplasm. Bases 27 to 1814 code for a protein of 595 amino acids.